This is a messenger RNA of Apiotrichum porosum, 1203 nucleotides long. RefSeq lists its product as uncharacterized. The coding region runs from base 1 to 1203 and encodes 400 amino acids. Gene Ontology annotation, biological process: regulation of DNA-templated transcription. Gene Ontology annotation, molecular function: DNA-binding transcription factor activity. Lineage: Eukaryota; Fungi; Basidiomycota; Tremellomycetes; Trichosporonales; Trichosporonaceae. The record is from RefSeq and is a predicted model, not a curated record. The transcript is spliced from 5 exons.
AUGAUGCAGAGCUCAAGCUCGGCGCCUCACACACGAACACCGUCGGGCGCCGCGCUGGGUGGACCAGAUGAUGGCGACAACCGCUCGCGGAAUGCCAAAGCCCAGCGCCGACACCGCGAAAAGCGCAAGGCACACUUCAAGGCGCUCGAGGAUUCGGUUGCUCUGCUCACCGCUCAACUCGAGGAAGCGCGCCGUCAAGUAAGCGCCGCGGCGUACGCGAGCUCGCGAAUCGCCUACUCGCCAGAGUCAAAGGAUGUUGCCCAACUCGCUGCAGAGAAUGCAUACCUGCGCGAUGAGAACGCCGACCUCCGUCGCCAGCUCUAUGCUGUCCGCAUAAACUACACUCCGCGCGACCCUGGGUCCGCAGGUGGUCCUCUCGGUGCUCCCCCAACAGCCGGUGGAGAACCUCCCAAGGUGGGUCCUUGGAUGGGAGGCGACAUCAAGCAGGAACCCGCGUCGGGAGCUGCACCCUAUGGCGUGUAUGGCGUCCAGUCGGCCGGGAUGGUAUCUCCUCCUCGUGUCGGCUCGUCGUCCCACGGCCGCACAAUGUCACACCCAGGCGACUUUGUUCGCGACCCCGCCGCCGAAGGAAGCACGUCGGCGCCAUCGUCGUACCCACCACCACUAUACCAGUUUGGCACGAUUGUCGGCGAGGACAAGUGGGCCGCGCAGGACCCUACGCGUCACCCCCAGCGUGGCUCGAGCUCGAGCUCGUCCCGCAGCCGCCUCCUGUCUUCCUCUUCGGCGCCAUCGGCCUCCCCAUACGUCCAGUCUGCGCCGUUCCCUACAGACCCACGCGCACACGCGCUUUCAACUCACAACGCGGCCUACCCCGUGCGGUACGAGUCGACCGUCUAUCCUGCCGUCCCGCCUCCGCACAACCUGCCUCGUUCGGCCGUCGGAAGCUCGAGCGGUGGCGGCGGAGGUCCAUCGUCUUCUGGAGGAUAUGCUCAUGGCGCGCCUCCCGGCAGCGGCGUGGCAUAUGUCCCGCGCACAGACGGCGAGGUUACUACCUGGGGCCAGCAGGACCAAGCAGUCCAGCACGGCCAGCAGCAGACCACCUUUGCAGCGUCGGCCGCUGCAUCGACGUCAGCAGCAGCGUUUGCCGCUACGGGUGCAGCAUACACCAACCCCUUACCCACAAACCCGAACCCGAUUGCUUUUCCCCCGAAUCACUGGCGUGAGCAACAACCCCGCCACUAG